GAAACUUGUUCUUUGAUGCGAUAUCACUAAUCAUAUUAUUAAGAACGAGAUCGCCCAGAAAUCGAGGAAAUCAUGGAGUGUUGUUCAACUCUAAUGUUGAGUGUUUUGGCAGGUCUUGUGGGAGUUUACUAUCUGGUAUAUAGAAAUAUGACUUACUUCAAGAGGAAGGGAAUCCCGUAUGUAAAGGGGGUACCAUUCCUCGGAAACAUGGGUCCAGUAGUUUUCAAGCAAAUGUCUUUCGCCGAGAACGUGCAACGAUUAUACAAUGUUAAACGAGACGUGAAGUACGUCGGGAUUUUUGACUUCGUGAACCCAGUGGUGAUGCUGCGUGAUCCUGAACUGAUAAAAUCAAUGACUAUAAAGAAUUUCGAUAACUUUCAAGACCACAGAAAUUUCAUUGACGAAGUCCUCGACCCACUUCUUGCGAAAAAUUUAUUCUUUCUCCAGGGGGAACGCUGGCGAGACAUGCGGUCUCUUCUCAGUCCGGCAUUUACGUCUAGCAAGAUGAAGUUGAUGUUCAAAUUGGUGUCCCAAUGCGGUGGUGACCUCGCGGAUUAUCUAAUCGCAAAAGCUUCGCUGGAGCCAAUUGAGAUAGAGAUGAAAGAUGUCUUCACAAGAUACACAAACGACGUCAUCGCGACCUCGGCCUUUGGCAUUACCGUCGAUUCACUAAAGGACAGAAACAACGAGUUUUAUGCAAUGGGUGAAAAGGCUACAAAUUUCAGCGGAAUGAAGACUAUCAAACUAUUCAUCACUUUUCAUGGUACCCCGUAA
This is a messenger RNA of Diprion similis, 774 nucleotides long. Its product is annotated as cytochrome P450 9e2-like. The record is from RefSeq and is a predicted model, not a curated record. Lineage: Eukaryota; Metazoa; Arthropoda; Insecta; Hymenoptera; Diprionidae. Bases 73 to 774 code for a protein of 233 amino acids. The transcript has 2 exons. Gene Ontology annotation, molecular function: monooxygenase activity; oxidoreductase activity, acting on paired donors, with incorporation or reduction of molecular oxygen; heme binding.